ACAUUUCUUGCUGUCAGCGGUAAAGACGGAGCCGUUCUAUGGGAGUUGGGGACAACGGACGCUGUGAACCCGGUGAUGAACUUUUACACCCCCCAGUACAUUGGGGACAUAAACGGUGACAAUGUGGCAGACAUUGUUACAAUACAUGGCGGUGACCCGCUACAGGAGGCGGGCAGCGCCCACAGAUUGUCUGGAAGAAUAAUGAUAGUCAGCGGAAGGACAGGGGAAGUCGUUCGGUCGCUCGGCGUCCCUGACAACCGAGAGUCCUAUUACUCUCCUCAGCUACUGACUCAAGUCGAUGGCGUCCAGGUGAUGCUGUUUGGUACCGGUGGGGAGACACAUAACGGAUCGCUCUGGAGGGUGGAGGUUCAAAGCUUAAAGAAGGGCCUAAUGGAUAAGGCCAUUAAAAUGUCAUCUGACACCCACAAAGGGUUCAUGACACCUCCGUCAUUAGUUGACAUCACGCAGGACGGGGUCGAGGACAUCAUCAUCCCCAUGUUCAACUCCACCCUGCUGGCCAUAGAUGGCAGGACAUACUUGCCAGUUUGGUCGGUCAUAUUUCCCAUGUCAGAAUCUUACAGCACCCCUGCUGUUGGUUUCUACAAUGAUGAUGAUGUGCCAGAUUUUUUAGUGAAGUAUGCCUACGGACCAGGGUAUCCAGUUUACUAUUACUCAGAGACAACAGUGAUAGAUGGAAAAACAGGCAAGAAAUUGAUUGAUCCUCCCCUGCGAGACACAAUAGGAUCACAGUCCUCUCCCCUGUCCGUGGCCAUGGAGGGGGCGGGCAAUGAUGUUUUUAUAGUCUGGAUGGCUGACUGUAAAGGUCACGAGGGGUCAACAGAGGAGUUCAGUUUUGUGAAGGGGACAAAAGACCAUGAAAAGAGUAGGGCUAACCUAUGUCGACUGAGGUUCAAAUCCAAUGAAUACUCCAGACUGGUAGCUCUUGGUAGAAAUCUUCCAAAGCUUGGAGUUUCUAUUUAUAACUCAGAUGAUAGGAAGACUAUUGAACACAGCAAAUGGGUGAACACAACUGCUGAGGCGUACGAGUAUAUAAUGAAACAUCCAGAGUUUAUAAAUCAACUGGCGCCUUCAACGUGGGUGGGUGCCGAGGCAGACAAUGGUGAGUACCAACGCUCUGAGGCGCUGGACACCCCACCCGAGUACACAGACAGGCACAGAACCAGCUCCAAGAAGGGGCCAGGGGGAGGCGGCCCAGUCUCUGGCAGAAAGAAAACAUACAAACAGGGGUAUAUGGAUAACUCUGGAUACCCACUCAAGGGAGAUAAUGCUAAUUAUAAUCAAAUGGCUGGGUAUAACCAACCCCAAAACCAAGGGGUUUUACCGUAUGAUGAGUACGUGAUCCCAUACAAGGAUACGGGAAAGGGAUAUUAUGGAACGCAGUACGGGCCGUAUUUUUCUGGUGAUGAUACUGGUGACUACUAUAAGCAAGGAUAUCCUUAUAGGACUGCACGUAAAAGGACAGCGAAAAGAAAGCCUGUUGAUAUAAGGUCAAAGUUCAUGGCCAAGAGACAGUCAAGGGAGGGUAGAUGGAAGAGACAUGUGGGGCCUCACGAUGACGACGGACUGCAGCGGCUUCUGUCGACUGGAGUUCUGGCACCAACCACCCUGCCCCCCUCCCACCCUGACUACAACCGAUCCAUCGACAUCAUCUUCGCCACCUACUGGUUUUUCCCUGCCAACACCCACGCUAUCCUGCCACAAGAUCAGAAAUGUAUUGCAGAAAAAUUAGCGCAGGAGGGCGUGGUGCGCAACGUUGCUAGCAGUCCCUACUUCCAGCUGAGCCAUGAGGAGUAUGAAGAAGCCAUCACAAAAGAUUGUCUGAAACUCUCAGAUCACCUGGCUGAAGAGGAAGGAACUUAUUCCAACUCAGACGACGCCUACAACCCACUGGACCUAAACAUGGGACAGAUGACUGUAUACAGAUUGAGGCUAAAGUUCUCAUGUUCCAAGUUGGCCAACAGCACAGAAAGCAACGCACAAUGUGCAAAUCUUCUUCCUUUCUCUCAGCAGAAGUGGGGGGCCUACAUGGGGACAAACGGAGACAGCCAUUGGACGCUACCUAAAUUCUAAGGUUUGGAUAUGACAGUGUUAAAGGUGACAAGUACUUUACACUUACAAAAUUGUAAUGAUUAGAUAUGGCAGUUUUAAAGGUGACAUCUACUGAACACUAACAAAAUUGUAAUGAUUAGAUAUGGCAGUUCUAAUGGUGACA
Physella acuta is the source of this 2233-nucleotide messenger RNA. RefSeq lists its product as uncharacterized. The record is from RefSeq and is a predicted model, not a curated record. Lineage: Eukaryota; Metazoa; Mollusca; Gastropoda; Physidae.